UGGCGAGAAUGAUAGACAUGAUGGAUGAGUAGAAUCAUUCUCACAGAAACAUCGACUCCAAACAGGCCUGAAACCUCUCUGAAGGAAUCAAACAGCAGCUGUAACAUAUUAAGAUUGCACUACACGGUAGAUAUUACUGGACUUUUAUGAGUUACCAAGAAAUUAAAAACACCAGAAACUGCAGUAUAUAGUAUUAGUAAGUAGGAAGAGUUAGAUUUUAUUGACGUGAGGGUGAGGGGUUAUAAUUAUUGAUAUUUAAUGAGUAUUAUAAUUAAUAUGGAUGUACAGAUGAUCUUUGAAGAAUUGGUGUUGAGAGCAUUAAUUUAAACCCUAUCUACUUUUGCUUGCCAUGAAUGCUUGACCUGAACGCAUUUUAAUGGUGGUGGGUUUUGAUUGAAAUACACCAUUAAAUAACCCUCUACUCUACUCUCUUUCUCUCACUCCUCUUUAAGUAUUAACGUCCUCUCUUGCAUGACAAAUUUCAAAAAUCAUCAAUAAGAGUUGUGUUUAUGUCUGUGUAUUCCAUCUUUUAUUACAUGUGACUAUGUGAAGAAGAACAUCAAAUCCCAUCUCUAUGUCCCCAUAAAAACUCCCCCCCUCUCUCUCCCUCUACCUAAAAACAAAUUUCUUCCAUUGUGUUCCCAUACAGCUUUUGGGUAAACCUAUAGAGGGAACAAAGAAGAUGGAAAUGAAGCAGCAAGCACAAGACUUAUACUUGAAGGAAAACAAGAUGAAGAAAAACCAGCAGCUUUGGAGGGUUAUGGAUGAUACUGAACUUUCUUUAGCUCCUUCUACUCAGACUAUGAAUUGUUCCUCUUCUGAAUCAGAAAUUGAUUCAUCCAAGAAGAGAAAAUAUUAUUGGGAUGAUGUGAAAAAAGAACCUAGUUUCACUCAAACUAGUCUCGAACUUCAACUUAAAGAUCCACUACCAUUAGAUUGGGAACAAUGUCUUGAUCUUCAAUCCGGGAGAAUGUAUUAUAUCAACAGAAAAACUUUGAAGAAAAGUUGGAAUUGUCCUACAGAACAGAACUUAGACCUCAAAUUAAACAUGUCAACACUUACAAGUUCAGAUGGAAGCAGCAGCAGUAGCACUGAGAUGCUUGACGGUUCGAAGAAGCAAAACUCAUCGACCAGUAAUACUAUGUUUGCUGUUGCUUGUUUGAAAUGUCAUCUUCUUGUCAUGCUCUGCAAGUCAUCACCAUCUUGCCCCAACUGCAAGUAUGUGAAUCCACUGCCAACCCAACAAAGCCCAAGGCCGAAAACCAUCAACUCCCUCAACACACUCAGUCUCCUGAACUAGCAGAACAAAAAACCUGUGGUUAAAAAUGAUGGUGAUGAUGAUUAAGUAUAUAAUAAUCUGUUUUAGGAGGGAGUGGCAGCAUUCUUAGAAAACUGUCAGUUUAAUUACUAUAUCUAUUGAAAUCUGUGUUUGCUUUUAGACUUUUAGUGAUGUAUUUCUGAGCACACACAAUACAAUGUGAAAAGUUUUCAGGUUAUAUUAUUCAGCUUUCUAUUAAUGGUGUUAUAACUUUGAAGAGGAAGUAGUAGCAGUAGUUGUAAAUGAAAGUUCAUUUGUUUUCUAA
Molecule: messenger RNA, 1583 nt
Organism: Papaver somniferum (opium poppy)
Lineage: Eukaryota; Viridiplantae; Streptophyta; Magnoliopsida; Ranunculales; Papaveraceae
Exons: 2
Coding region: 683-1300 (205 amino acids)
Molecular function (GO): protein binding
Source: RefSeq, a predicted model, not a curated record